Molecule: messenger RNA, 4135 nt
Organism: Manis pentadactyla (Chinese pangolin)
Lineage: Eukaryota; Metazoa; Chordata; Mammalia; Pholidota; Manidae
Gene: B4GALT1
Product: beta-1,4-galactosyltransferase 1
Exons: 6
Coding region: 218-1420 (400 amino acids)
Biological process (GO): carbohydrate metabolic process; protein N-linked glycosylation
Molecular function (GO): cytoskeletal protein binding; beta-N-acetylglucosaminylglycopeptide beta-1,4-galactosyltransferase activity
Source: RefSeq, a predicted model, not a curated record
GCGGCCCCGCCCCGCCCCCGCCCGCGCCUCGGGCGCGCUUCUGGUCGUUCGGCGGUCGCGCCGGCCGGGUUUCCGCGUUCCGCCGGCGCAGCGCUCGCUCGCCUCCCGUCCAGCUCCUCCCCCAGUUGCCGUGGUCGGGUAGCUCCUGGCCGGCGGCCCGCGGGCGGGCCGCCCUCCCCACUGUAGCCCACCCGCCUCUUAAAGCGGCGGCGGGAAGAUGAGGUUUCGGGAGCCGCUGCUGGGCGGCAGCACCGCGAUGCCGGGUGCGUCCCUCCAGCGGGCCUGCCGCCUGCUCGUGGCUGUCUGCGCUCUGCAUCUCGGCGUCACUCUUGUCUACUACCUGGCCGGCCGCGACCUGAGCCGCCUGCCCCAGCUGGUUGGCGUCCCCACACCGCUGCAGGGAGGCCCGAACGGCGCCGCCGCCAUCGGGCAGCCCUCGGGAGAGCUGCGGCUCCGAGGGGCCCCGGCGUUGCCGCCUUUGGGCACCUCCGCGGAGCCGCGCUCGGGUCGCGACUCCCGGCGGGACGCGGACUCCCGCCCCGGCCCCGGCCCCGCGAGGAACUUGACUUCGGCUUCAGUGCCCUCGACCCCAGCAUGGUCGCCGCCUGCAUGUCCUGAGGAGUCCCCGCUGCUCGUUGGCCCCAUGCUGAUUGAGUUUAACAUGCCUGUGGACCUGAAGCUUGUGGAGAAACAGAACCCAGAGGUGAAGGUGGGUGGCCGCUACAGCCCCAAGGACUGCAUUUCUCCUCACAAGGUGGCCAUCAUUAUUCCAUUCCGCAACCGGCAGGAACACCUCAAGUACUGGCUGUAUUACUUGCACCCAAUCCUACAGCGUCAGCAGUUGGACUAUGGCAUCUAUGUUAUCAACCAGGCUGGAGAAUCCAUGUUCAAUCGUGCUAAGCUCCUGAACAUUGGCUUUCAAGAAGCCUUGAAGGACUAUGACUACAACUGCUUUGUGUUUAGCGAUGUGGACCUCAUUCCAAUGAAUGACCAUAACACCUACAGGUGUUUUUCACAGCCACGGCACAUUUCUGUAGCAAUGGAUAAGUUUGGAUUUAGCCUGCCUUAUGUUCAGUAUUUUGGAGGUGUCUCUGCUCUAAGUAAACAACAGUUUCUCACCAUCAAUGGAUUUCCUAAUAAUUACUGGGGCUGGGGAGGUGAAGAUGAUGACAUUUUUAACAGGUUAGUUUUUAGAGGCAUGUCAGUAUCUCGCCCAAAUACUAUAGUUGGCAAGUGUCGGAUGAUCCGCCACUCAAGAGACAAGAAAAAUGAACCCAAUCCCCAGAGGUUUGACCGAAUUGCACACACAAAGGAAACAAUGCUCUCUGAUGGCUUGAACACACUCACCUACCAGGUGCUGGACAUACAGAGAUAUCCCUUAUAUACCAAAAUCACAGUGGACAUCGGGACACCAAGCUAGCAUUUUGGUGCAAUAAUAAGAGACCUGAAAAUGGCCAGGGACCUCAUAGUGCGUCUCUGCCAAUCUGCUGGGCUGGUCCCUCUCAUCUUUACCAAACAGAGCGAUAGGCCCCCUUCGCUCAUCAUUCAGAUGCCUUUCCAGAUGACCAGGACGAGGGGGAUAUUUUGCCUCCGCCUUGGCUCAGCAUGUGAAUUCCUAGCUCUAUGAAGUGUUUAUAAGCAUAGAAACUGUCAGCCUUUGGCGGGUUCUUGGCAUGUUGAGAGAGUCACCCCAAAGAAUCAGAGCUGUACACAGCCCAAAAUUUGGUGACUGGGACUUAUUCCCAGUGAUAAACUGAUAAUUUGUUGUGAAAUAGGUAAGAAUUUCGCUUUAAAUUUUGGUAUUCUUAUUACCUUAUGAAAAAUUGGAGAGUGCUGCUGAGAUUAGAUUGGUGUGAUGUUUUUGGUUGUCAUAUUUUAACAGAAAAACACACAAUUUCAAUCAUUCUCAUUUUACCCCUCCCUGACCUCCUUUCACUGGUAUGCUGAACUAUUACAAUCACUAUGUGUGUGUGUCUUUUCUUAGCAAAAUAAUUUUAAAACUUGAGCCUUGGACCUUUUGCCCUGCUAACGUGUGACUUCCAAGGCCGUUUUAGCCAUCAGAGCAGAAGUCUUGGGUUUCUCACAUUCAGUGGCCUUUCUCCAGAAUGUCUGAUUUCUGAAUGUAAAGACUUUUUAAAAAUAGCAGUUCAUAGUAUUUUAAACAAAGAACAAAUCAGGUUCUAAUUAUGAUCUAGCUUGAUUUUGUGUUGAUCCAGAUUUGCAUAGCUGUUUAGUGUUAAGUCAUGGCACAAUUUAUUUUUCUGAGCAUGCUCUGUGAACUUGAAUUUCCUAUGUAUUUUUAUUGUGGUGUUUUAAAUGUGGGAAGGGGAUUGAGCAUUUUUUAGGGAAAAAAAUAAUGUGUGCUGUAGUGGCCCUGAACAGGCCUCUGAUUUAGCUGGCAGGCAGGUUUUGUGAGGAGCGAAAUCACCUUUAGGCCCUUUGAGUCAGCAAGGACCUCCUGGUCAGCAUUAUCCUGCCAGACUUCUGGGGGGACCUCCACCUCCACUGACUUACCCUGGGACCUCCUGUCCGGGCCUAGGCUGGGGAGCUGUAGUGACAGCAAUCAGGUUGUUUACUGGCCCUUAGCCUGAGGAGAUGGAGAAACCUCCAUUUUGUUCCCCCUGCCCCUGCCUCCCUGAGGCUCUGCCAGCCAUACUGCCUGGCCCACCCUGAAGAACCCAUUCUUCUUCCUCCCCCUUCCUGCCUUCUGUUGUCUUUCUCAUUCUUCCAUCCCCCUUUUUGUUCCUUUGCCUCUUACCUGUGGCACUCAGGGUCAAACAGACCUCAUUCUUCAAUAUGAAUGUGCCUUUUAAUUAGUGAUCUAGAAAGUUCAGCUGAAUCCACCUAUAAUCCCCCAUGACCACUCUGGUGCCUAAAGCCUCCCACUCCCUCUCAGGUUUUUAGCAGGUGCUCCCACUUCAGGGAGGCUGAUCUGCUGGGGUGUCUUCCCCAAACACACCUCUGCUGGGAGAGAUUUAGCCUUCUGGGGUGAGAUGCUCAAGGCAGUUUCUACCACUGUGUCCAUCCUGUGCUAAGGCAAAAGAUUCAGCUGUCUAAUCCCAGGGUUGACCCUUCAGCUGGUGACAGCCUGGAUACCACCCAUCACUGACCUCUUGGGGUCCAGCCUCAGUGUGGAGGCUGAGCCGUGCCUCCAGUCUUACCUGUGCCUUUAUUGCUUUGAGCAUCCCAGAUGCAGACUUGGUUCUUUUUUCCAGAAGUCUUUGUAUUGGUUAAAAAUUAUUUUCCAAUGCAGAAGCAGCUAGGCUAUGCAAAGAGUAUUCCUUCUGUCAGUUCCCCACUCCUUAAUGGCAAUGUUAAUAUAUAUAAGAAUGACUGCACUGAGGGAGUUUUGGGAAAUGCAAAGAAUGAAGGACUCUCUUUUUGUCCCCAGAUCCUGACUUUUACAAAGUGCCUUAAAGAAAGGAAACAAAUACCCUGAGUGGUAACUUCUUUGUUACUUCCUUUACUCUUAAAACAGAGUUGUGACCUUUUUUUCUUUUAUGUUCUCCUGUUACAUUUUCCUUGAUGUUCCAUUGGAAUAGUCAAGUUUAUGGUUCAUUCUGAGAACCAGUGAAAUCCUGCUUCACCUGUCCCUCACUUGCUGCCUUUUUGGUGCUCUCAUGGGGCCUACCUUGGCCCACAGUUAGGCCUGGAUGCUUGCCUGGCUCAUGAGAUGCUGCCAGUUCUGUUUCCUCCCCGGGGAGUUCAGGGCUCAGCAUUCAAGGAACAUUUCCUUCACCUGGAAGUUGUCACCAUGAAGCCAUCAUGUGCUUGCCCUUCUCUGUUUCUGUCUAUCCCAGUGCUGGUGACCCUGUAAAGUGGCCUUUGAGAAAUGAAAGGUCAUAGGGCUUAGGUGGCACAGGAGGGUAAAGGAAAUGGUGGUGCUGGCUCUCAGCCUAGGCAGGCCUCUGCUGACGUUGCGGCUGGGCGUGGGGUGCCCACACUGCCAGGACAGCAGCUUUCUUGUCCUAGAGAACUGUUAUGCUAUGUAUUUUGACUUGCCAUGUAUGCGAAUAUAUGAAUUUACCAUUAUAAGUGGGAGGAUUGUUGUCUGACAUGGGUGUUCAAAACAGAACUGUAUUUUUACCUUUAAAAUCUGGUAAUAUAACAUGAAUAAAUGACCCUAUCUUUGUAA